AUGUACGAACUCGUCACUACCGGCCUUUCUCUCAUCAGAAUCUGUUGGUGGAGGCGAAGAAUACCGAAUGCACACCGCCAGCAUGUCCUCCAAACGCUAUAUAUGGAUGGCAUGCUGUACUUUCUCUUUAUGCUAGGCCUCGGUGCCGUGAACACCGCAUUGGUGAUAAAGGCCUCGGCCCCGGAGCUACGGUCAACUGUCACCCAAUUGCAAACAUCACUCCAUAGCAUCUUGGCUUCGCGCAUCAUCCUCCAUCUCGCGAAUUCCGGGCAUCGUGUAAAGGAGUUGCAUAGUACCGGAUCGACGGUUGCCCCUGGAGGGGCCCAAUUUACAUCCAUCUUUACGUCGCCAAGUGAGGAACUGACGACCUUCGCUGCCACAAACCGGUAG
Molecule: messenger RNA, 390 nt
Organism: Pleurotus ostreatus (oyster mushroom)
Lineage: Eukaryota; Fungi; Basidiomycota; Agaricomycetes; Agaricales; Pleurotaceae
Exons: 6
Coding region: 1-390 (129 amino acids)
Source: RefSeq, a predicted model, not a curated record